UUAGUCGUUGUGUUAUUAGUUUGUUGUUUUGGUUUUGUCUACAGUAUCAACUACCAACCACCAAUAAAAACGAAUUAUGCCCAACAAAUAGCACAAUCAAACGGCCGACGUAUGCUGAACAUCCUCAUAUCUGACGCUCACAACCGCUUACGAAUCUACAGACGAAAAUUAAACCAACAUCGAGAAACUGUCACGAAUCACAUCACACAAACAGAUGCCAAAUCCAUUAACGAAACUAUCAAAGAAACAACAAACGCGUAUCGAACAAAACGACACAACGAACUCCAACGAAAACUACAAAAAUCGAGAUCAUUUAAGGAAAUUAACACCGACACGCAUUCAUGGGUCAAGAACAUAUCAAGCAAACCACUCACCGUACAGCAGACUAAAAUUUUAAGCAAAGGCUUAAAUUACAACAUCAAGGACGCCGACAAACUAGACUUCGUUGCCGAUCUAGAAUCAUCACUAAAAUUGACCAACUUAAAUGAUGAAAUCAAAGAAGACAUUCGCCACAAAGUAACAACAAACCUCUGCCUCAAAAGACCAGUCACGCUUAACAACGAAGAACAAAAAGCUAUCAGAAACUUACGAAACGACGAAGACAUAGUCAUACUACCAGCCGACAAAGGACGCAAAACUGUAAUCAUGGACAAAUCAGACUACAUCAACAAAGCGACGACCCUCUUACAAGACACCAACACGUAUGAACCUCUACAAACAGACCCCAACAAAACCACUACCAACCGCAUCAACAAGAAAUUAAAACAACUAAAAGACAAAAAGAAACUUAACGAAACCGUCUACAAAAGAAUCCGACCCAACGACUCCUCCACCGCCAAAUUCUAUGGACUUCCAAAGAUUCACAAAGAAAACAACCCGCUACGACCAAUUGUAUCUCUUCCUGGAUCUCCCACAGCGAUUGUCAUUUUCAUCGAUUUUGAUGGUGCUUGAAAUGCUAAAUGAUUGUCAUCUCGAUAUUAAUAAUUGAAUAUUCCUUAAAGACUUUGAUAUGUUUUAAAGGAAAACCACAGCUUAAGAGCAGAUCGACUGUGUAUGACAAAAAUAUAUAGAACCUAUAUUAAAGAUGUUUUCAUUCUAAAUGUAAUUUUGUCGAAUAAAAAUUCAUAGCAACAAA
Molecule: messenger RNA, 1135 nt
Organism: Xenia sp. Carnegie-2017
Lineage: Eukaryota; Metazoa; Cnidaria; Anthozoa; Malacalcyonacea; Xeniidae
Exons: 2
Coding region: 112-951 (279 amino acids)
Source: RefSeq, a predicted model, not a curated record